CACUGAACAGAGCCAGUUGUCAGUUUGACAAUCUCUUUUGAAGUUUAACAUGGGGGAAUAAUGGACUGCUGAAUUUGCUUCUGUUUUCUGCGAGGUUAACAAAUAGCUGGGCAGAAUCGUGACAAAGACAGACAGAUUGUUCUGCUGCAUUGCUCGCACGGGAAUUUAUGGGAUAUGUGUGUCUGAGGCUUCACUAUCUGGAAGAAAAAUGCAGCAUCUCUUACUUAUUCUCCAGCUGGAGUGGCUGGAUCUUUUGGCAGCUUUGUGCAAAUCAAACUGCAGCAGCAGCAGGGAAAAUGUUCUUGGAGGAGAAGGCAAAGGAUCAGCCCAACAGACAGUGCUGAGAGCUACGAGAUGCCAAACUUUGCAGCAAGCCAAAUAGCAACAUUAUUCCGAAGGCAACGGGAGCAAAGCUGGACAAGAUGGGGAUGUUUGUUUUACUGCUAUACACCUUCCUGUACGCAGGGGACCUGGGCCAUGGAGCAGAGAAAAGUUUCCCUGUUUUAAAUAUUGCAGUCAUUUUGGGAAGGACUCGCUACAUCACUGAGAGGGACAUACGCUCUCUAUGGACAAGGGAUAUGUCCUUGGACUUUGACGUCAACGUGGUGACCUUGCUUGUGAACCAAACUGACCCCAAAAGCAUCAUCACCCAUGUGUGUGACCUCAUGUCAGGCACCAAGAUUCAUGGGGUGGUGUUUGGAGAUGAUACCGACCAAGAGGCAAUAGCUCAGAUUUUGGAUUUUGUUUCAUCUCAGACUUUCAUCCCAAUUUUAGGGAUUCAUGGUGGAUCCUCAAUGAUUAUGGCAGACAAGGAUGAAAUGUCCACUUUCUUCCAAUUUGGAGCUUCUAUCAAGCAGCAAGCCACUGUCAUGCUGAAUAUUAUGGAAGAAUAUGAUUGGCAUGUAUUUUCCGUCAUAACAAGCAAUUUUCCUGGAUAUCGAGACUUUAUAAGUUUCAUUAAGACCACUGUGGACAAUAGUUUUGUUGGCUGGGAAGUUCAGAAUUAUAUUACUUUGGAUACAUCAUAUACAGAUGCACAAACACUAACACAGCUGAAGAAAAUCCAUUCUUCUGUUAUUCUCCUUUAUUGUUCAAAGGAUGAAGCAACUUACAUUUUUGAGGAGGCCCGUUCCCUUGGCCUUAUGGGAUAUGGUUUUGUCUGGAUCGUGCCUAGCCUAGUAACAGGAAACACAGAUAUAAUACCAUAUGAGUUUCCAUCUGGUUUGGUGUCUGUGUCAUAUGACGACUGGGAUUAUGGUAUAGAAGCUAGAGUGAGGGAUGGCCUUGGAAUUAUAACCACAGCAGCAUCAGCAAUGUUGGAAAAACAUUCGGUGAUUCCUGAAGCGAAAACAAGUUGUUAUGGCCAGAAUGAAAGAAAUGAUCCACCACUUCAUACUCUUCACAACUUCAUGAUAAAUGUAACUUGGGAUGGCAAGGAUUUGUCCUUUACAGAAGAUGGAUAUCAAGCAAAUCCCAAACUAGUGGUUUUAUUGCUGAAUAUGGAAAGAGAGUGGGAAAAGGUGGGGAAAUGGGAGAAUAAAAGCUUAAACAUGAAGUAUCCAGUGUGGCCCAGGAUUACAGCUUCUUUGGACAGUGACCAUGAUGACAACCAUUUAAGCAUUGUCACUUUAGAAGAAGCUCCAUUUGUGAUUGUUGAAAAUAUUGACUACCUGACAGGAACGUGCGUGAGAAACACUGUGCCAUGUAGAAAGUAUUUCCGGUUAAAUAACUCAACAACUGAAGGUACAUCAGUGAAAAAAUGUUGCAAAGGAUUCUGUAUAGAUAUUUUAAAGAAACUUUCAAAGACUGUGAAAUUCACUUAUGACCUUUAUCUGGUUACUAAUGGGAAGCAUGGGAAAAAAAUCAAGAAUGUUUGGAAUGGAAUGAUUGGUGAAGUGGUUUAUAAACGAGCAGUUAUGGCCGUGGGUUCACUCACAAUUAAUGAAGAGCGUUCAGUAGCAGUUGAUUUCUCAGUUCCAUUUGUUGAAACUGGAAUUAGUGUUAUGGUAUCACGUAGCAAUGGCACCGUUUCUCCAUCAGCUUUUUUAGAACCGUUUAGUGCUUCUGUCUGGGUGAUGAUGUUUGUGAUGCUUCUCCUUGUGUCUGCAAUGGCUGUUUUCAUAUUUGAGUACUUUAGCCCAGUAGGCUAUAACAGGAACUUAGCACAAGGGAAAGAUCCGCAUGGACCUUCUUUCACAAUUGGAAAAGCUGUAUGGCUGCUGUGGGGUUUGGUCUUCAAUAAUUCAGUACCUGUGCAAAAUCCAAAGGGCACAACCAGCAAAAUCAUAGUGUCAAUUUGGGCUUUUUUUGCUGUGAUAUUUUUGGCAAGCUACACUGCUAACUUGGCUGCAUUUAUGAUUCAAGAAGAAUUUGUUGAUCAGGUUACUGGACUUAGUGAUAAUAAGUUUCAAAGGCCUCAUGAUUAUUCUCCUCCAUUUCGCUUUGGCACGGUUCCAAAUGGCAGCACUGAAAGAAAUAUUAGAAAUAAUUAUCCUGAUAUGCAUCAAUACAUGGUUAAAUUUCAUCAAAAAGGAGUGCAAGAUGCUUUAGUCAGCUUAAAGACUGGUAAGCUGGAUGCAUUUAUCUAUGAUGCAGCAGUGCUGAACUACAUGGCUGGAAGGGAUGAAGGCUGUAAGCUGGUGACAAUUGGCAGUGGCUAUAUCUUUGCUACUACUGGCUAUGGUAUAGCUCUCCAGAAGGGUUCAAGAUGGAAACGUCCUAUUGAUUUAGCUCUUCUACAGUUUGUUGGAGACGGUGAAAUGGAAGAAUUAGAAAAAUUGUGGUUAACUGGAAUCUGCCAUACUGAGAAAAAUGAAGUCAUGAGUAGCCAGCUAGAUAUCGACAACAUGGCGGGAGUAUUCUACAUGCUUGCAGCAGCUAUGGCUUUGAGUCUCAUAACCUUUGUAUGGGAACAUCUGUUUUACUGGAAACUACGCUUCUGUUUUACAGGAGUCUGUACUGGCACACCAGGGCUGCUUUUCUCAAUUAGCAGGGGCAUUUACAGUUGUAUUCAUGGAGUCCACAUAGAAGAAAAGAAAAAAUCUCCUGAUUUCAGUUUUACAGCGUCUCAAACAAAUAUGUUGAAACUACUGAGAGCAUCCAAAAAUAUAGCAAAUUUAUCCAAUUUAAAUCAAUCCCAGUGCAAUUCGCCCAAAAGAACAUCUGAUUACAUUCAAAGAAAUUCAUUAUUAACUGACAUGGUUUUAGAUAAAGGCAAUUUAACAUACUCAGACAACAGGCCAUUUCAACAAAAAGAUAUAUAUAGUGAAAAUACAUAUGAUCUUGCCAUGUUAUCUGCUAAUUGCCCCAAAGACAACCUUAACAACUAUGUUUUUCAGGGUCAGCACCCACUUACUCUUAAUGAAUCUAAUCCAAACACAGUUGAGGUUGCUGUAAGUGCAGAAGCGAAAGUAAACACCAGACCUAGACAACUUUGGAAGAAAUCAGUAGAAACCUUACGACAAACCCAGGGUUCAGUAAAUGAAAAUGGUACAGAAGAAUCAAAGUCAUCCAUUAAAAAUCAGCGCUUUCUUCCAGAGGAUGGUCAUUUUUCUGAUGUUUCAGAGGCAUCAAGUAGAGCCACAUGUCAUAUAGAUUCUGAAAACAAUAAUAAACAUCGUAAAAGUAAGGACAACUUAAAAAAGCGACCAGUGUCUGCCAAAUAUGCCAGAGAAUGCAGUGAGGUUGAACUGUCAUAUCUGAAAAUCAAACAUGGCCCUAAUCGUGACAAGGUUUACACAAUUGAUGGAGAUAAGGAGCCAAGCUUUAUAAUGGACCAGCCUAAAUAUAGUGAAAAUUCCCCUGACCAAGAUGAUGAAGAUUAUCCUGAUGUGUACCAAGAUCACAAUGAUAAUUAUAGGAAAACAGAACCUCUACAGUCAGAUAGAACUCCUUUGCAUAGUGAAGGUAGACUUCCAAAUAAUGACAUACAGUACAAAUUAUUUUCAAAGCACUACAAUUUGAAAGAAAAGAAUACAUCUAUGUCUGAUGCCAAUGAUAGACAUAGGCAAAAUUCCACUCACUGCAGAAGUUGCCUUUCUAAUAUGCCCAACUAUACUGGCCAUUACACAGCACGAUCCCCAUACAAGUGUGAUGACUGCCUUCAUACAGGGAAACUUUAUGAUAUUGAUGAAGAUCAAAUGCUGCAUGAGGCAGCCAACUCUAUGCAUUCUGAAGAUUUUUAUGAGCACAACUGGCUUGAAAAUAAUGCUCUACACUUUCAGAAAAAAAACAAGUUAAGAAUUAACAGGCAGCAUUCAUGUGACAACAUUAAUAAACCCAGGGAACAUGAUCUUGGAAGGCCACCACGUAGUUUAAGUUUGAAGGAGAAAGAAAGGUAUAUACAAGAAAAUCCAUUUGCUAAAUUUGUUAUUGUCCCACCUGAAAAACUGUUGGGGAACAAUGCUUCACUUUUUACAGACUCUUUAAAGGACAGUAAGAGAAGCAAGUCUCUUUAUCCUGAUAACUCCUCCGAUAACCCUUUCCUGCAUUCUUAUCAGGAGACUCAAAAACUAAGUCAUGGAAGAAGUUCUUCAGACAUUUAUAAACAAUCUUCCUUACCGAAAGCAAGAAAUGAUAACUAUUUAAGGUCAUCUAUUAAAUCUACUACUUCAUAUUCUUCAAGGGACGGACGGGUACCCGAUGACAUGUGUGUUUCUGAAUAUGCUCUGCCUUAUGUUACAAGCAACAAUAGUGUGUACUCAGCUCCACGGGUUGUAAAUUCCUGCAGCAAUAGACGUGUAUUUAAGAAAAUGCCGAGCCUUGAGUCUGAUGUUUAAAAUGUUUACUAUAUGUACCACAUUUUAUUCUAAAUGUUUCUUGUAGUUGCCAACAUUUUAGAGGCAAAAGUAGAAUUCUUAUACAAUGCUUUGGGAACUGCUAUAUGUGGUUUUUGCCUAUGUAAUAUACUGUAUAAUAGUUAAAGCAUACUGUAAAUUACAGUUUUUUGUCAACUUAGCCACAACAU
Messenger RNA from Xenopus laevis (African clawed frog), 4966 nucleotides. RefSeq names its product glutamate receptor, ionotropic, N-methyl D-aspartate 2A L homeolog (gene grin2a.L). Lineage: Eukaryota; Metazoa; Chordata; Amphibia; Anura; Pipidae. Gene Ontology annotation, cellular component: membrane; postsynaptic membrane; plasma membrane. The record is from RefSeq and is marked provisional. Gene Ontology annotation, biological process: response to zinc ion; monoatomic ion transport; calcium-mediated signaling. Gene Ontology annotation, molecular function: monoatomic ion channel activity; NMDA glutamate receptor activity; signaling receptor activity.